UGUCGUGACCCAGAAAAAAAAAAGAAAAAGAACUUGUGGGUUUUAUCUUGUUAAUGGUACGAAUAAGUAAGAAUCUUGAGUUGGUUGGAGUUUUAUACCUACAGAAUUUACGAACCGAUAUGCCCUUGGGUAUGCUUUCCUAAACGCGUGUCUCGAUCAUCCAACAGAGAGAGGGAGUGAAGAGGAAGAAGAAGAAGAAGAACAUGCGAGUUUGGUCGUUUCUCGGAAUCUCGGAUUAUUGUCCCCCGUAAGGUACCCAAUUUAGUGAUUGAUUCAAGUGCAUGGAUCAAGAAGUGGAGAAAUCCUCAACUCCGGCAGAGAGUUUAGAUGUGUCUAACUCAAACCGUUCGAACCACAUCACUCGCGUAGGGAAUCUGCUGUUUCGCCAAAUGCUUGUGGGAAUUAAAGAUGGACGCUUUUUCUUGGGCACCUUCCACUGCAUAGACAAGCAAGGAAACAUCAUUCUCCAAGAUGCUGUGGAGUAUCGUAGUACCCAACGGUCCUCUCCUUCUCCCAUGGAACAGAGAUGCCUGGGUCUCAUUCUCAUCCCUUCCUCUUGUCGUUCUUCAUGUCAUGUGGAUAGUUCUAUUGAAGAGCAAUUGUCACUGCUAAAGGUUUAGGGAUUGAGAGCAGUUCUGAACUUCAUAAGUUUUAUGCUUGAGUCAAUGUAUAAGAAACUUGACAUUUCCCUUGUUUGUGACUAUUAUGUUGUCGUAUCCUGCAUCGAAUAACUGUAACAGCUUUGCUUUUAAGUGAAAGCAUUUGCUGUAAGAUUUUCGCUUGAAAUAAUGUGAUGGAGGAGAUGGUUUGACCAAAAGCAUACAGAAGAAUGCUUGUUUCUUUUA
Juglans regia (Persian walnut) is the source of this 845-nucleotide messenger RNA. RefSeq lists its product as uncharacterized. The transcript is spliced from 2 exons. Lineage: Eukaryota; Viridiplantae; Streptophyta; Magnoliopsida; Fagales; Juglandaceae. The record is from RefSeq and is a predicted model, not a curated record. Gene Ontology annotation, cellular component: NatC complex. Bases 282 to 620 code for a protein of 112 amino acids.